AUGAAAAAAUCAGAAAACAAAUUUCAUCAAAAAUUCGCUUAAUUUCAUUCACUUUUAGAAAUAGAUAGUGUUAAAGAUUAGAUGUUAGUGUCCUAUUAAUAAGAUUUUUAAUCAUUAAAAUCAUUUUAUGCAAAUAUUGAUUUUAAUUAUCUUUCAUGGCUCAAUGAUGUCUAUAAAACUACUUUUGAACCUAUAUAUUAUACUGAAGAAAUUUUAAGAAAUGUUAAAAAUGGAUUAAGAAGUGGAGAGGAUACUCUAAAAUAAAAUAUACGUAAAAAUCUCAUCUAAUUAUUAUUUCUUUAAAGACCUGUACCAGCUAUAUUUGUUUUUCUUAAAAUCUCAUCAUUAUCAUUUGAAAUUGUUUAUAAAGAGGAUUUCUUAUUAAUUUUAGAUACUAUGUUAUAAAAGCUUAAUUUAGAUUCAAGAUCAGAUCUCUAUUAAAAAAUGUAUGAUAGUUUAAUUGAAACAUCUGAUGAAGAAAUUAUAUUGUAAACUAUUAAACUUUUAAAUAAAAAAUUUGAACUUGCUAGUUAAUUAAACUAAAAAUAAUUUGAAGUAUUUGAUAAAAUAUCAAAUCAAUUUAAUAAAAUUGAUUUCUCUGAAUCUAAAGAUGUUAUUAUUCAAAUUGUUAAAAACUUUAGAGAAUUUUAAGAAAAAUUAAAAAAUAAACGUGAAAGUCUAGAUUAAGUUAAAUCAGAAAAAUUCCCUUAAUUUGUACUAAAGGUAAUCUUAAUGUUAUUGAAAUAAUAAGAAAUUGUUGUUCCAGAACUUCUUUUAUUUUUAUAUUUUAAAGAAACACGUGAAAAAAGAAAAUCUAUUGCUAUAAAAGCCUAAGUAAAGGAAAUUUUAAAAAUGUUUGCUAUACCUAGAUUAAAAUCAUGUUUAGAUCACUUAAAAAUAGAAGAUACUAUAUUUUCUAAAGGAGCUAUUGGUUAUGAUUAAUUAUAUUCAUUAUGUGAAAAGGAAUAUCCAAUUUUUCUUAAUUUAAAACUUAAUGGGGCAUUAAUAUCUUAUAUAGAAUAUUUACAUUAAGCAACUCAUAUAAAUACUUAAUAAUUUUUAAAUGUUUUUGAGAAUUAAGAAUUUAAUGAUUUUUUAGAAUAGAUUUGGAAUAUUUGUGGAAAAGAAAUCUAGCAAUUAUUACAGAAUAUUCUUAUAGAAGAUUUGGAAUAUGCAAAAUAUGGUUCAAAUAUUUUAAGAAUAGGAACAUUUUUAUAUAGAAUAAAAUUUAAAUUAGAGAAAAAGAAAUUGAACAUAAUGGAGAAGGGUUAUGAUGUAGAAGAAUAAUCAUUAGAAAGACGUACUUAUGGAGUAACAGAAAGAAGUAUGAAUCCUUUAUUCAAAACUUUUGUAACUGAUUUAGUUCAUAGAAAGAAACCAUUUCCAUUAUUACUUAAAACAUUAAAGAUGGAUUUAUAUAAUUUGAAGGUUGGAUAUAGGAUUACUGAGAUGAGAGAAUUAGUUGUGGAUCCUAGGUUUAAAAAACAUAUGAAAGAAAAACAUGGAGUUGUUUGGAAUAGGGAAGAUCCUGAUGAAAAUUUAGAUCAUAUCAUUGCUAGAUAAUAUCCUAUUAAGGUAAGCAAUAAUGGUAAGAAAUAUGAACUUAAUUGGCCUAGAUUAAUUAAAAAAUAAGCUAAAUUAAUUUAUGAUAGUAGAGAACAAUUAAAAACUUAAUUAUUAGAUGUUUAUGCUAAUCAAAAUUUCAUUAAAGUUUAUAAUGAAUUGAUUAAAUUAAAUGAUAAUAAUAAAAAGAAAAUGUAAACAAAAGAGAUUUUAAUCAACUUAGUUGCAUAUAUUAAAUCUAUAAAAGAAGAAUGA
Paramecium sonneborni is the source of this 1818-nucleotide messenger RNA. The record is from the annotation of a GenBank genome assembly. NCBI's taxonomy places the organism in Eukaryota, Ciliophora, Oligohymenophorea, Peniculida, Parameciidae.